GAUACCCUCAAUAUUAAGCAACGUAUUAUCUUCGAUAUAUUCGUUAGCUACUACAAAGCGUAUUUAUAUAGUAAGGAUCUAGCUCCUAUUCUUCUUCAAGUCGAUAGCUAUAGCGGCACUAGUAAGUCGUAUAUUAUCUACCUCCUCUCUGCCUAG
This is a messenger RNA of Thermothielavioides terrestris NRRL 8126, 156 nucleotides long. RefSeq lists its product as uncharacterized. The record is from RefSeq and is a predicted model, not a curated record. The annotation marks the transcript as partial. The transcript has a single exon. NCBI's taxonomy places the organism in Eukaryota, Fungi, Ascomycota, Sordariomycetes, Sordariales, Chaetomiaceae.